Molecule: messenger RNA, 2774 nt
Organism: Jaculus jaculus (lesser Egyptian jerboa)
Lineage: Eukaryota; Metazoa; Chordata; Mammalia; Rodentia; Dipodidae
Gene: Gpr137b
Product: G protein-coupled receptor 137B
Exons: 7
Coding region: 28-1182 (384 amino acids)
Biological process (GO): negative regulation of osteoclast differentiation; regulation of autophagy; positive regulation of TORC1 signaling
Cellular component (GO): lysosomal membrane
Source: RefSeq, a predicted model, not a curated record
CGGCCGCGCCGCAGCGCCGCGGGUCCGAUGGAGGCGGCGCCGUGGGAGCCGGAGCACAACAGCUCGCUGUCGCCCACGCUGAGCCCCGCCGUGCCGCCCUACGUGAAGCUCGGCCUCACGGUGGUCUACACUGUGUUCUACGCGCUGCUCUUCGCGUUCAUCUACGCGCAGCUCUGGCUGGUGCUGCGCUACCGCCACAAGCGGCUCAGCUACCAGAGCGUCUUCCUCUUCCUCUGCCUCUUCUGGGCCUCGCUGCGAACCGUGCUCUUCUCCUUCUACUUCCGAGACUUUGUGGCGGCUAACUCGCUCAGCCCCUUCGUCUUCUGGCUGCUCUACUGCUUCCCCGUGUGCCUCCAGUUCUUCACCCUCACGCUCAUGAACUUGUACUUCACGCAGGUGAUUUUCAAAGCCAAGUCAAAAUAUUCUCCUGAAUUACUGAAAUACCGGUUGCCCCUUUACCUAGCCUCACUCUUCAUCAGCCUCAUUUUCCUGCUGGUGAACUUGACCUGUGCUGUGCUGGUGAAGACAGGAAACUGGGAGAGGAAGGUUAUCGUCUCCGUGCGAGUGGCCAUCAAUGACACGCUCUUCGUCCUGUGUGCCAUCUCUCUCUCUGUCUGCCUCUACAAAAUCUCCAAGAUGUCCUUAGCCAACAUCUACCUAGAGUCCAAGGGCUCCUCUGUGUGUCAAGUGACUGCCAUUGGUGUCACCGUGAUCCUGCUGUACACCUCUCGGGCCUGCUACAACCUGUUCACCUUGUCAUUUUCUCAGCUCAAGACCGUCCACUCCUUUGAUUAUGAUUGGUACAAUGUAUCAGACCAGGCAGAUUUGAAGAAUCAGCUGGGUGACGCUGGCUAUGUGGUGUUUGGAGUGGUGCUUUUUGUGUGGGAACUUUUACCUACCACCUUGGUCGUUUACUUCUUCCGAGUUAGGAAUACUGCAAAGGACCUUACAAAUCCUGGGAUGGUCCCCAGCCAUGGAUUCAGUCCCAGAUCGUAUUUUUUUGAUAACCCCCGGAGAUAUGACAGUGAUGAUGACCUUGCCUGGAACAUUGCUCCUCAGGGACUGCAGGGAAGUUUUGCUCCAGACUACUAUGAUUGGGGACAAGCUAACAGCUUCCUGGCACAAGUAGGAACUUUGCCACAAGACUCAACCUUGGAUCCUGACAAACCAAGCCGUGGGUAGCAGCAUCAACUGACACUUGUGGAAGAAUCCUGUUGAAAAGCUUCACAAAGAGACUCAAUGACAGCUGAAUUUUGAGGGCACUUUUCCUUAUAAAAUAGGACUUGAUUGUUACUUGUUAAAGGUUUUUAAUGGCUCUGUAGGACCAAGCAAUAAUUUAGCUAGAUAAACCUUUAUUUUAAUACUAAUAAGCAAGCCUGGCUAUUUCAGUGGGUAUAAUUUAAACUUUUUAAAGAAAAUCUGUACUUUUAUAAAUAUGUAUUUUAUAUAACUUAAUAAUGCUAAAGUAUACUAGGGUUUUUCCUUGAAUGUUAUUGCAAUGUAUGUUGUAGUUUGCACAGACUUUUAUGCAUAAUUCACUUUAAAAGGUAGACUGUAUGGUCUAAUAGUUUUUUAAAAGCUUUUAGACUAAAGUAUUCCUCAAAUUCUUACCUCUGAACAUCAAUGAAGGUCACUCAGAUUCUGAGCUCUACAUUAGCCGACUUCUAAAAUGAAAUGGACAUUCCAUUAACUACCACUCCAGUGUUGAGCUAAAAGGAAGCAGUGUAGAAUCAGUCUGUAAGUAGUUAGUAGUUUUUCUUAAAUUUUGCCAAGUCUCAUACUUCCUUCAUCAGAGCACUAAUGUACACACUCCGAUGACAAGUGGAUAAUCUAAGAUGUAGCUUACUUACACUAUUAAACCUCCUCUGCUGUAUUCAUAGUGAUUUUGCAUAGUUUUUUUCAGCCCAGUGUAAUUGAAUGUCCACUACCUCAGGACUAUGGCAAGACUGCACCUUUGCCAACCCAGCCCGUGUUCACUAAGUCAAUGAGAAACUAAGAAGUCCCUAUGGGGCAUUAAUAAUAAACAGAGCUGGCCUUUGAGCCGAAACACUUUGGAAUCCUGGUUUUUCUAUAAAACACUUCCGUUAUUUUUAAAUAGCUUUCUGACCAGCCUAUUAGAAGCUACACGUUGAAAGGGGUGGCACUGCCCUAUGCCUGUUUCAGCCAGAGUGGAAAUGACAUGCUCCAGGCCCUCCAAGUGCCGUUCUAAGACUUCCCCCCAGGAGGCCCAACAGCUCUGCUUCACAAUAUGUAUCUGGUUCUAGUGGAAGGACAGUUAGCAAACCCAAAGGACCACCCUGUGUUGCUCAGGGCCAGGAAAGGAUGAGAGAGGAGCACCUGUGGUGGAAUUCUGCCUACUUUAGAUAGCUAGCUCUCCUGCUAUCCAGGUCUUUGGGAACAGCCAGUCUCUGGGCUUUAAUUUCCCAGGAUCGAGUCUACUUCCCCCAUUUUUAUGGUAUUCCAAAUGGGUUCUGAUUGCCUUUUCAUUGUAUAAAACACUUACCCUGAAUCACCUUUCAAUGCAGGGAACACUCUAGAUCACUUGCCAUGUAAAAGAGUUAUUUGCCAGGGAGAAUUCUAUAUCAGAACAAAACCUGCAGUGGGAAAGUUGCCUACUAAUGUAUUAUAAGCUUUUACACCAAACUGUUACAGUGAUUGUCAUCAGUACACCCACAAGACUCACUUGAUACAGCCAGUGCCCACAACUCCCAGGUCCUACCUUCAGCAGUUGUGGUGGUUUGAAUGGUUGACCCCCAAUACAUUCAGAAGUUUUA